GAGAGGAGGCGCUUGCGUAGAGGCAUCCUGUUUAGGAGCGCAGACCGUGUUUCAGCCGAACCGAUCCAACAGCUGGUUGUCACUGUUACUGCUUUACUAAAUGGAUAACCAGGCAUUUGAAAUGCAUGGAGAGAGCAUACAAAGUUCCUCAAAAGGACAGGAGUGGCCAAAGAAAGAGGAAAGAAGGGGCAGCUGGUCCCUAAUGAAAGUCUUUCUAGUUUGUCUACUGGCCUGUGUUAUCACCACCGCAAUAGGAGUGCUGGUCUUGUCCUUGGUCUAUGUGAACAACACUGCCUUUAUGAAAGGGACGGGUGUUACAGACGAUGGUACAUCUUCCCCAAAACCAGAUGAAAAAGGUGUGGAUAGCAAAUUCCAGUUCCUGAAUCAUCUGGGGAAAUCAAAGGUAUAUAGCUACGCAGGGGGUGAAAUUCAGUGGGCGAGAUACAGGAAGGAUGUAAAUGACUAUCUAAGUGACGAAGAAAUGGAAUUUGGAAAAAGUAUCAACAACCAUCGCUCCAAAAUGACUUUCGGAACCUUACGGAUCAAGAGCAAAGGUCUUCGGGCUCCCCACUGGCAUUUUAAUGCCAAUGAACACGGCUACCUGCUCCAGGGUACUGCCUGGAUUGGAGUAAUAGGCGCAGAUGACAGUGUGGUUACCACAUACAAUGUCACGGCCGGGCAAGUGAUCUUCUUCCCUAGAAACACUGUGCAUUGGAUAAAGAAUGUAGGAUCAGAAGACUGUGUGUUCUUGCUGUUUUUUACAACGCAUGAGGAACUUCAGACCUUGGAUGUAGAUGACGCAUUUUUCUCUACCCCAGAGGAUAUAGCAGCUAGAGCACUGAAGCCAAAAGGCGGAGUUAACUUCAUCAGAACAUUCAAGAAACAAGCAGAAGAUCAAGCAGUCAACCUCCCGCCAAACUUAGAUGAGCUUGUACAAAAUGCCACCUAUGUGCAGUCUCCGGACAACCUUGUAUGGAAGUACUUCUACAAUCUCAAAGGGUCAAGAGAAUAUCAUUUUCCAGGAGGGGUCUUCCAGUGGGCUCGCUACCGCGCAAAUGGCACUGGACUAAAUGAAACCGAAAAAAUUUUUAGUGAGUCGCUGCACAAGCAUGAAAAUACCCUUACCUUAGCAACUCUCCGGAUAGUCAGCAAUGGACUGGGGCAGCCUCAUUUCCACUUCAACGCUAACGAGAUGGGUUAUGUCAUGAGCGGCUGUGGACAGGCUGGAGUUAUUCUCUCAUCUGGAGUCACCUUCAACUUCAACAUUGCCAUCGGAGACGUCAUAUUUUUCCCUGUUGGAACCCAACAUUAUAUCAAAAGCUUAUGUGAUGAGGAUUUGCUUUUGAUUCUAGCCUACAGUACAGGAAACGAGCUGGAAACUCUUCGUAUGAAUGGCUACUUCCAUGGAACAGCAGAUCAUAUACUUGCUCAGCUUUUUUCCAAGGAACAGUCUGAGUUUAAGAAGUUCCAAAAGGCUGCCAAAAAUUAGGGAAAAACACUCCUCCGAGCAGUUAACGGCUCCAAGAGUUUUUCACGAUCACCAUGUUUCUAGCAGGACUUCUUGGUACCUUUCUCACUAUUUAUCCAGAGGAGAUGUUCAGAAAAAAGAAGAACAUGGGGCUGUUCAUUGUAAAAAUUUCUUUUCUUUUUUGUAUUUUACCAUGUUUUAUUUAUCGUACAAUGUAUUUUGAUUGUAAAUUAAAGUAAUUUCCGCCAUUA
Phalacrocorax carbo (great cormorant) is the source of this 1719-nucleotide messenger RNA. The record is from RefSeq and is a predicted model, not a curated record. NCBI's taxonomy places the organism in Eukaryota, Metazoa, Chordata, Aves, Suliformes, Phalacrocoracidae.